GGUCUGGUCAUUGAUCAACUUGUUUCAUUAACAAACCCAAAUUGUGCCAUCAAUUUGCUUCAAAAUGUUCUGGGGAUUGAUCUUGAAACAAGGCAAAAAGUACUCCAAGGUAGUGGAGGAAGACUUCCAUCUCACCCAUGCGGCGCUCGAUCUCUCCGAGUGCUCGGGCGAUGUGCAGGUUAUGCUGACGACAGAAAACAUCACGUAUCUGCUGUGCACGCUCAACAAAGCGAUCCCGCAGGUGAUGCUCGACCAGCAGUUCGCUACGGGCGAUGAAAUCAGCUUCGCCACCAAGGGACAGGGCGUCGUGCAUUUGACCGGCAACGUGCUGCCGGAUGAUAUGGACGAGAUGGAUAUGGGCGAAGAGGAAGAAGAGGAAGACGAAGAGCAGGACGUCCCGGCCGCGAACGGCAAACCGCGCAUGGCCAAACUGACGGCCAAGUCUAAGGUGGCCAAGGAAAUUGCUGCCGGCAAGGUGUCCGACGACAGUGACGAGGACGAUGCCACUUUCACCGAGUCGAUGCUGGAUGAUAGCGCCCUGAAUGGAGCUGAAGAAGAAGAUGAUGAUGACGACGACGAUGAUGAGGAUGAUGAGGAUGAUGAGGACGAUGAGGACGAUGAUGACGAUGAAGAUGAUGAUGAGGACGACGAAGAUGACGACGAUGAGGACGAAGAAGAGGACGUCCAGCCGAAGGCAAAACAGGCUAAGUUGUCGAACGAUGCCAAACCAACGAAUGGUAGCGCUAAGGCACCGAAGGAGGCCCUCAAGAAGCAGGACAACCAGGAAGAGAAGAAGACCGCUAUCCGCACGCUGCAAGACGGACUGGUGGCCGAAGACCUGAAGGUGGGCACGGGACCAGAAGCCAAGCCGGGCAAAAAGAUCGCCGUAUACUACGACGGCCGGCUCAAGUCGAACAACAAACUGUUCGACAGCACACACAAGGGCCCAGGACUGAAGUUCACCCUCGGACGCGGUGAGGUCAUUAAGGGAUGGGAUCUCGGCGUCGCCGGCAUGAAGGUCGGUGGCAAGCGGAAGUUGGUGAUACCGCACAAGCUGGCCUACGGCGUGAAGGGCUACCCACCGACCAUCCCGCCCAACAGCACGCUCGUGUUCGAGGUCGAGCUGAAGAAGGUCUUCUAAGCCACGGAGGGGAGAUGAAGUUCUUAUUUUCUUAUUCAUUUUUUGAAACCUAUAUGUCUCACUAUUUACAUUCUACUUCCGCACUACUAGUACCCGCUGGUUCAUGUACAGGAGAGGGGUUGGUGCUUAACAUAAGGAUAAGGACCCAAGUACGGUUCAAACUUCGCUUAUUAUACACGAAAUACAGACAAAUUAAAGAAGUAUGUUUAAAUAAAGAAAUAGAAUAA
Molecule: messenger RNA, 1368 nt
Organism: Anopheles nili
Lineage: Eukaryota; Metazoa; Arthropoda; Insecta; Diptera; Culicidae
Product: 46 kDa FK506-binding nuclear protein-like
Exons: 2
Coding region: 65-1141 (358 amino acids)
Cellular component (GO): chromatin; nucleolus
Molecular function (GO): peptidyl-prolyl cis-trans isomerase activity; macrolide binding
Source: RefSeq, a predicted model, not a curated record